AUGGUGGCCCCACAACACAGCGGAAGCUUGUUUUACAACUACAAGGGUACAUUCAGCAUUGUGUUCCUUGGCGUUGCAGACGCCAACUACAACUUAUUGUACGCCGAUGUUGGAUGCCAAGGACGUAUUUCUGAUGGGGGCAUUUUUAAGUGUACUUCACUAUACAAGGAUCUAGAAAACAAUACCGCACACGUACCUAGAAGUGACGCAUUACCAGGAAAAACGGAACCUGUACCAUACGUUCUUGUGGGAGAUGAUGCUUUUGCUAUGUCUAGUUAUUUGAUGAAACCGUACCCUGGUCGUACACUGGAAAUUCCAAAAAGAAUAUACAACUAUAGGCUAAGCAGAGCUCGAAGAAUAGUAGAAAAUGUUUUCGGUAUCAUGUCUUCCAAAUUUCGGGUGUUGCUUAAGCCAAUAGCUCUACAGCGAAAUAAAGUGGAGUCCGUCGUGUUGGCUUGCGCCUACCUGCACAAUUUUUUACGUAGGAAUUCAGAGUCAAGAUAUGCCUACACCCCACCAGGAAGCUUGGACUCGUACGAUGGUGAUGGAAAUGUAAUUGAAGGAUUUUGGAGAAGGGAAAUUAAUCAGCAAGAGAAUCGUUUGAUGGAUCUCCGCAACGCUCUUCGAAGAUGUUCAGCAAACUUGCAUAAAAUUCGUGAUGAAUUUUGUGAAUACUUUGUUUCUCAAGAGGGAGAGGUAGCUUGGCAAUACGAUUCAAUAUCGUAA
Acanthoscelides obtectus is the source of this 726-nucleotide messenger RNA. The record is from the annotation of a GenBank genome assembly. Lineage: Eukaryota; Metazoa; Arthropoda; Insecta; Coleoptera; Chrysomelidae.